Messenger RNA from Seriola dumerili (greater amberjack), 807 nucleotides. RefSeq names its product pancreatic progenitor cell differentiation and proliferation factor A-like (gene ppdpfa). NCBI's taxonomy places the organism in Eukaryota, Metazoa, Chordata, Actinopteri, Carangiformes, Carangidae. The transcript is spliced from 5 exons. The coding region runs from base 201 to 560 and encodes 119 amino acids. Gene Ontology annotation, biological process: cell differentiation; multicellular organism development. The record is from RefSeq and is a predicted model, not a curated record.
CAGCGACAGCCUGCGGUGUAGCGACCGAGAGUGGUCCACACGGAGAGUUCAUCCACAAAUGGGCCAUUGUAACAAGUAGCACCUCUUCUACUUCAAGCCAUCCGCACCUUACAACCGCACCUGGUGCCAACAGCAGCAUCCUAAUCUUAAAGGUUACCAUUUUCCAUCUUUGAGCGGUUUUCCACCUAAGGUCGGAGAAAAUGGCAGCAAUUCCAUCAAGUGGCUCCCUCAUUGCCACCCAUGAUUACUAUAGAAGGCGCCUUGGGUCUACCUCCAGCAACAGCUCUUGUGGCAGUGCUGAGUACACAGGAGAGGUCAUUCCACACCCCCCAGGACUUCAAAGGCAAGACUCUGGCCACUGGUGGACUUCAUUUUUCUUUGCAAAACCGAACCAACCAGGCAUCCAGAAUGGAUCUGAAAAUCAAAAGAACAGAACCUACACAGUGGCCAACGGUCAGGUGACCUGCAUCGCCAGGGAAAUGGUUUUGAACAGACAGAUCAGCGAAAGCAGUGAUAAUGUAAAGUCUGAACCCUCGUCCCCCCCACCAACUUCUUCCUAGACUCCAUUCCCUGCCCCACCACCUGCCCCUCACCUCCGUCACCCUCAUCUUGCCAUCACAUGGUUCAGCACUGGAGAUGGAGAUGAUGGUGGUGACGAUGAUGUUUUUUACCUUUAGUAAAUAGAGUUUGCUUUUCCUUUUUGCCUAUGUAUAGUAUGUUUUAUUAUGACCAAAGGUUAAAAAAAGAAUGUAAAAAGUUUUUUUCAUUUUAUUCUUCUUGUAACUUGACACUGUUUAUAAUAAUAAA